Canariomyces notabilis is the source of this 1044-nucleotide messenger RNA. RefSeq names its product NAD dependent epimerase/dehydratase family protein. The record is from RefSeq and is a predicted model, not a curated record. The transcript has a single exon. Bases 1 to 1044 code for a protein of 347 amino acids. Gene Ontology annotation, molecular function: dTDP-glucose 4,6-dehydratase activity. Lineage: Eukaryota; Fungi; Ascomycota; Sordariomycetes; Sordariales; Chaetomiaceae.
AUGUCUUCCAAACCAACCGUACUAGUCACCGGUUCAGCCGGCCACCUGGGCAAGGCCCUCAUGCUUGCCCUCCCUUCGCUGGGUUACUCACCCGUUGGCAUCGACAUCAAUCGAAGCGAGACCACCACUCUGGUCGGCUCCAUCACCGACAAUGCCUUCCUCUCCCAAUUGAUUGCGGAACACGCGAUUGAGCAUAUCAUUCACGCGGCAACACUUCACAAGCCGCACGUUUGCUCCCACACGAAAAACGACUUUGUCCAAACCAACAUUGCAGGGACGCUCAACCUGCUCGAGCUGGCAACGGCCGCGUCAUCAUCAGAAUCAAACACAAAGAUCAAGAGCUUUGUGUACCUCUCGACCACGUCCGCCUUUGGCACAGCCCUGAGCCCCGCGCCAGGCCAGCCCGCGGCAUGGAUCGACGAGGCCGUCGUGCCCAAGCCGAAGAACAUCUACGGAGUCACCAAGACGGCCGCGGAGGAUCUGGCUUUCUUGGUGGCCAAGGAGCACCGGUUGCCCGUAGUCGUCCUCAGAACCAGCCGCUUUUUCCCCGAAGAGGACGAUGACGAUCAGCGGAGGGCUUCCAUGGGCGACGAAAACCUCAAGGUUUUGGAGUUGGCCUAUCGCCGGGUUGAUCUGGCUGAUGUGGUUUCGGCAUGCGUGGCUGCUAUGAAGAGCAUGGAGGAGGGCAGGGUGAGGUGGGGGAAGUAUAUUAUCAGUGCGCCCACGCCAUUUAGGAGAGAGGAGCAGGUGUUGAAGGGGCUGGAUGAGGAUGCAGGGAAGGUUUUUAGGGAGACCGUGGCGGGGUGCGGAGAGGUUUUUGAGAAGAAGGGAUGGAAGUUCUUGGACAGGUUGGAUCGGGUGUAUGAUUCAAGGCGGGCGAUUGAGGAGUUGGGCUGGAGGCCGGAAUACACGUUUGAAAACGCUGUUGAAAGCAUUCGGAGUGGGAAGGAAUGGAGAAGUGGGCUGACGCUGAAGGUGGGAAGACUGGGAUAUCAUGCGGUAUCAACUGGGGUUUAUACCAAGAGGGAGGACACGACGACGUGA